Cylicocyclus nassatus is the source of this 810-nucleotide messenger RNA. Lineage: Eukaryota; Metazoa; Nematoda; Chromadorea; Rhabditida; Strongylidae. The record is from the annotation of a GenBank genome assembly.
AUGGAUAAAGGCCGUCUCACAGGAUCAGGAUCAUAUGAUGAAUUAGUCCACAAACGUUUCGCGAGGGGAAUCUAUAAAGCGGCUCAUUCGUCUACGUUAAUAAAUGUCUCCUGCGCUAAGAUUCAUAAUUUGAACAUAGCGAACGCACCUUGUUUCAGAAUUUUUGAAGAUGAUGUGUCAGGGCCGGGAAGAACACGCGAUUCGAAGUUAGAUCUGAUGGCUGAAAAGAUCAAAAAUGAGUUGCAGAAGUUUGCGGUGCAGAACAGACAAGGAGAUAUAUUCUUUGGACUUGGUUGCCAUGGGAGAGGGAGCCAUGUCGUAUGUACCAUCCAAUUUGAGGAGAAGAAACCCCAAAAAAAGCCCAAGAAAAAAGCCAAGGAGGAAGAGAAGGAUACGAAGGGAGCAAUCCAGGGUCCAGCGCCUAGCACAACACAACACAGACAACCAGCUUCAGGUCCCGGUUCUUCCGUGCAGGGACCACCCGAAAGAUCAGGUGAAGGUUCCCUUGGCGACCAAGAAAAUCCCAAACUUCCAUCUGCUGUUUCCGAGAGAGAAAAUGGACAUAGCAGUUCCCUCGAGGAGGGACAAGUCAAACCGAGCUCACCUGACUGUUUGGAUAAGGGGGAACAUUCCGAACGCUGCCCACUUACUGAGGAAAGAUCAGGUCAUCAAUCCAACGCGACAGGUCAAGGAGGCCCUGAUUUGUCUCAAGUGGAAGAAGGCGGACCGGGUCCGGUUACCAUGGUCGAAGAAGGCCCGCACCCGCCUCGUGGAGAGGAAUCGGAAGACCAGGGCCUAGGACAAGUUUGA